AUGGCAAAUUCCUUUUUAUUGCCUAUUGUAGUCGCCGCAAUAUCCUUUCGUGGUCUCGUCGACGCGUAUCCCAUAUCCCCUGUCCCUCCCUCACCACCUGAUGCAUGGGUUUACCUGGCAGUUAUAACCUCGAUUUUCGUAUCCCUCGCCUUUCUCAUGGUCGCGAGGAGCACUUUUUCUCGAUGGCGCCGACAUUCAACAUCCACUCAGCUUCGGAAAAACAGUUAUCUGACCCAACGGGCUCAUCCUAUUCGUUCGCCGACUUUGAUCUUCCCCAAGCGUUGUAUCCUAUCAUCGACCAAGAUUCGCAUGAAAUCGUCCGGGAUCCUGGUCGGCUUUCUGGGCUCCCCUAAUUGGGAAAUUACUGGCGUUAUGAAAUCCGUCGAGUCUGACUGGCGCUGGGCACUACCAGUGGACAAGAAAUAUCCCAGCCCAGCCAAGUCGCCUCAAAGAUCGGCAGCGAUACACUGGGCGAUAAAGACCAUGCAUUACAACCAAUCUACAGCGCCGGCCUCACUUAAUUUGCUCGACUCUGCGGUGGAUUCUCUGUCCCAGGCUCCCCCACUUCCACCUGUUCACCACACUGGCUUUCAUUUAACCUCAUCGACUACAAAAGCUACGUCAAACUUUCAGACAUGCGUGGGGCGCUGCGCCAUCAGGGGCCCAUUCACUGGUCAUCUGACGUCUAGUCAUAAUGUGGCGACUACUUCUAGUCAGACGUUUUCCCUCCCAGGAGUAUUGGAGCGCGAUUUCUCCGUACCACAGCGACUACAAUGCCUUUCUUCGACGCCUCCCGGUCCAACUAUCUCCAAACAAUUUGAUUCAUUACAGGCACACCCACCGUCCCCGCAUGCUUCAGCUUCGACGAGCACCGUCAAUCGCGCGGGACGAUCCGUCAGACUCGUCCAACGAAGCUCAGAAGUCGAAUCUUCUGACUCAGCUCAUGCUACCACCCCUGGUCUCAGGAUUCGCGGUGUUACUACGUCACUUCCACUAGAUAUAAGCAGUCUGGGCCUGUUGCAGGUAUCCCCGCAACUGUGCCCACCUUUACAACGCAGUUCAUCCCCUCUUCGCAUGACUUUCAGUCCCGCCAUUGGACCAUCACCCCUUCGCAGCAUGAUGUUACCCAUCUCUUCGAGCGACGAAGUGUCAGCCUACCUCCUCUCUGGAGAACAUGACUCUCCGACUAAUUCACAGCGCAGUACCCCUUCACACAGUUCGCGCAAACACCUCGCGAAAAAUCCCUAUGACCACUUGGGCUUAGGCCACCCUUCGAGAAGCCCGAUUGAAAGCAACGUCACGCCUACCAUCUCCCAGCGUUCGAUUCGAAGUGAUCCUCCAGCAUCACCGCACGGUCAGGCGUCGACCACGACACAGGGGUCAGCUGCACUCGAGGACAUGAUCCACCAACUAGUACAAGCGACUAGCGACUGGGAUGAUAGUGUUUUCGUCAACGAGGAUUUCAGGUCUCUCAUAGAGACAUCCAAGUCUCCAAGUUCUCCAGGGACAGCCCAAUCUCCACCAUCGAGACGAGAAGCUACUCCCCAGUUAGAGGCGUCGUCCGAGGAAGCCAUGAUGCCGUGCAGCUCCUCGACAGGCCAUUUUUAUUCUCCGUACUUCUAUUCUUACAGCGAAAUGUCCCGGUUACCUCUAUUCUCGAUACCAGAAGAACCUUAG
Messenger RNA from Coprinopsis cinerea okayama7#130, 1677 nucleotides. RefSeq lists its product as hypothetical. The transcript has a single exon. The record is from RefSeq and is a predicted model, not a curated record. Bases 1 to 1677 code for a protein of 558 amino acids. Lineage: Eukaryota; Fungi; Basidiomycota; Agaricomycetes; Agaricales; Psathyrellaceae.